GAUAAUUGAGUUGGCUAUCUUUGUGGUAUCAAUUGUACAAGUUCGUGAAGAGGGCUGGACGAGUCGAAUGAGGGAAAUCGACUUGAUCGACAAAAAAGAAGAGUAGCCUCCCUAGAACCUGGCAAAGUCAUUAUCAAUGAAUUCCCAAGCAAUUCUCAACCAACAUAUGCUAUUCAUUCCUGUAAAGAUUAUAACACACAAGAAGACCCCUUGCCGCUCCGUGGGGAGAGGGAUGAGUGAUACAUCUGGCGAGCGCCGGUGAAGAAUGCAAGCAAACAUCCUUGGGUGGUUGGAAUUUGCAAAAUGGUUGCCAUUCCAGUCCUUGGUCAACUAGCUGAUGAGUACGGGCGUAAACCUCUACUCCUUUUAAUCGUAUCUACUGCUAUUUUUCCCAGUGCUAUAUUGGCUAUAGACAAGUCAAAAGGAUUCGUCUAUGCUUAUUAUGUGCUGCGGAUGAUUUCUCAUAUCAUGAGUCAAGGAAGUAUUUUCUGCAUUUCUGCUGCUUAUGCUGCAGAUAUUCUUGAUGGUAGAAGCAGGGCUGCAGCUUUCGGUUGGAUGCACGGAAUUUUAUCUUUAUCGCAUGUUUUGGGAAACUUUCUUGCUCGUUUACUUCCUGGAACCUACAUAUUCGAGGUUUCGGUGGCACUUUUGAUCAUUGCUCCAAUGUACAUGAUAAUCUUUCUUACCGAGACAGUUAAGCUAACUCCAAACCUUAACCAGCAUUUACGUUGGUCAAGCAAAGCAUACAAACUUGUUCAGGAUCGAUAUAGCUCAAUGAGAUACGCAUUACACGUGGUAACAAGCAGUUCAACUCUCAAGUGUAUUUGUCUUGUUUCGUUCUUCUAUGACAUGGGAAUGUCUGGUAUCAGCAGUGUGUUAAUGUACUAUCUGAAGUCAGCAUUUGAUUUCAACAAAAACCAAUUCUCGGAAAUUCUGAUGAUGGUGGGAGUAGGUUCAAUUAUCACUCAGAUGCUGGUUUUUCCUCUAGUCAACCCAUUAGUUGGAGAAAGAGUGGUACUCAGAAUAGCCUUGCUAGCAUCAAUCACAUAUGCAUUGCUUUACGGCUUGGCAUGGGCAUCGUGGGUGCCUUACUUUGGUGCUUUAUUUCGGAUGGUUUAUAUACUAGAGCGCCCUUCUACUAAUGCUAUUGUAUCUAAAGCAUCAAGCUCAUCUGAUCAGGGCAAAACUCAAGGAUUAGUUGCUGGUGCAGAAGCAAUUGGAAGUUUUCUAGCCCCUCUUGUAAUGAGUCCAUUGACCUCUUGGUUCUUGUCUAGCAAUGCACCUUUCAACUGCAAAGGUUUCAGCUUGAUCUGUGCAGCUUUUGCUUUGGCGAUGGCAUUUUAUUUUGCUUGGAUACUACCAGAAGCACCAUCAACACAAGAAGAAAAUGGAGAAAGUGUGGAAGCGCCGCUUCUAGCAUAAAUAUAAUACAACUUUUUCUGUUAUAUAUACAUAUGAACUGAUGAAUUCUGUUGACAUAAGUGAAGAUUGUAUAGUCGAGUGACAAAUGAGAAAAUUGCUUUAGGUCACAUGCUAGGAUUUGAGAUGUGACAUUUUAACUAGUGCAUUUUUAUUUUUUGAGCAUGUUAUGAAAAUUUCUGGCUCGGCCACAGAUGAUAGGUACAUAAUUAAUAUUGUAAAUGUUCUGUACCUUGUGUAUUUCUAUUAAAACUGUUUGGAUUGAAAUGAAA
Messenger RNA from Solanum stenotomum, 1691 nucleotides. RefSeq lists its product as uncharacterized. The record is from RefSeq and is a predicted model, not a curated record. Gene Ontology annotation, molecular function: transmembrane transporter activity. The transcript has 14 exons. NCBI's taxonomy places the organism in Eukaryota, Viridiplantae, Streptophyta, Magnoliopsida, Solanales, Solanaceae. The coding region runs from base 304 to 1422 and encodes 372 amino acids. Gene Ontology annotation, biological process: transmembrane transport.